Molecule: messenger RNA, 4696 nt
Organism: Loxodonta africana (African savanna elephant)
Lineage: Eukaryota; Metazoa; Chordata; Mammalia; Proboscidea; Elephantidae
Gene: APOA2
Product: apolipoprotein A2
Exons: 3
Coding region: 1980-2282 (100 amino acids)
Biological process (GO): cholesterol transport; negative regulation of lipase activity; triglyceride-rich lipoprotein particle remodeling
Cellular component (GO): very-low-density lipoprotein particle; chylomicron; blood microparticle
Molecular function (GO): high-density lipoprotein particle binding; high-density lipoprotein particle receptor binding; lipase inhibitor activity
Source: RefSeq, a predicted model, not a curated record
UGAUGUAAAAAAGCCGCCUUGUUCUCCCAGGAGCCAAUGGAAGAGGAGGAAGCAAAGGAGUGACAGGCCUCAAAACUGGAGAGCUCCAACCCCGGCACCGCAACAGCAAGCGAGACUUGAUUGGUGGAUCCUUAGACUUACUCUGGUAGAAGGCCUUAGAUUGCCCGGCCACUCCAAGGUCGGGCAAAACCUGUGAAUGUACUAUACACUAGGGGGAGCAUCACAUAGCUUGGGCCACUGAAGCUCCCUCUUGAACCCUGAGAAAACUGAAACAGAAGCCUGGAGUCUAGCGUCUUGGGAAGGGUGGUGGUGGGAAUGACUGUGAAGACUUCUUUCGAACCCUGGUUCAUACCUCCCUCUCUUCCCCAUAGAGAAUCCCUGGAGAGUCCUCCAGACAGCUCUCCACAGUACACCUCCAAAUGAGUACUACUCACACAAACAGCUCUCCCCAAGAUGUAGACACACACAUCCCUCCUGGAGGUGUGAUCUCUCAGUUGGCCAUCUUGCCCUCUUGGUGGAAUGAGGACGGGUGUGAGAGGAGCGGGUGCAAGCUACAUCCUUAAAUCUAAGAGAACAAUUCCCUGAAACAGCUGCCCCGGUAGUUAACUGUUCUUUCCCUGAUGAACCCCCAGGCAAAGUUAGCAAAUAAAAUCCAGGAAUACAGACUCAGGUCCCCAAAUGCCUCCACCCCAGGGCCAGGGGAAAAUCGACGGGAUGACUCUCACUAAGCACUGCACAGGAGAAUAAUUGAGAAUGGAAGAAGAUUCCUUGGACUUUGGUCACUUCCUUCCUCACUAGCCCCCACAUCUCCACCCCCAUCUCUCAAGGAGUAGGCUUUGGGGCAAGAGGGUGAGAGAUAUGAAUGCUUUUCUAUCUAUUUAGCUGAUUUUGCCCAAAUGCUCUGGGCCUGGGGAGUGUACCUCUGCUCUCCCUCACAAUGAGAACUGGAACAAGGGCCAGGGCCUUGGCCAGAGAGAUGCUGUUGCCCCUGCUGACUCAAUAUUGGCUGACCACUACCUAGAAAUGAUAAGGUGAUCAAACAGCCAGGGACCUUCAACCUUUAACCUGGCAGAAAUCUAUCAUUCAACUUUUUUUUUUUUUUUUUCCUCCUGCCAGAGCCAGACAGGAGCUGCUUUCUGAAUUUGUUUUAUUGGGGGUAGGGUGUGCUCACUGAUCAGCACCCAGGAGGAUCAUUCUGAGCUCCCAUAUUUUCUCCCCCUGUCUCAUUACACAUUAACUCAGAAAGGGGACAGAGUCAAUCAUACCUGCCCUCUGACCCUAGCCCCCAUACCUCUAAGCCCCAUUCUCCUCACCUCUACCCCUAAUUAGAACUCCCUUUUUCUUUCUCCUCUUUCCCCAAUACCCAUCUGCCAAGUUGUAAUGAAGACGGCUAGGGUGGGAGAGAUGAAAUCUACCCAUGAUGGAAUAAAGAUACCAAGGGCCGAGGGCUUAUAUGUUUAGGCUUUCUUGUUUCCUGCUGCAUUCAAAGCCAAGGAGUGCUAACCAAGAACCCCCCUCCCCCCAAAAAUGAAUGCUAGCUAGGCCUGAAGUUCACCCUCUUGGCCUCCACUAAGGCCCACACCCCUACCUCUCACCCCACCACCAUGAGUCCCCAUGUGUGUUUGUUCUCUCCUCCCCCACUUCUCCAACUUGUUUACUCCAACAUUCGCCCCUGCCCCACUGGGCCCCUCCAUAAUCCCUGUCACCUGACAGGGGGUGGGGAAGCAGACAGGUAUAUAUCCACUGCCUCUGCGGCCAGGCCAGGCACAGACAUCAAGAACAGAGACACUGACUAGGUAGGGUAAGUUAGCAGGAGGUGUGGGCAGUAUCCAAAGAGGGCGGGGUUUUAACUGUGGAAAGGGAAGGAACCAGGUUGGAGUGGAGACCUAGGUAAGGAGAUCCCUGGAGAGGUGUUGAAGACCACUGGUCUUCAAUGCCUCCCAUCCUGUUCCCAGGCCACCUUCCCUACCGCUACCACCAUGAAGCUGCUUGCAAUGACCGUGCUGCUCCUCACCAUCUGUAGCCUUGAAGGAGCCUUGGUUCGGAGACAGACGGAGGAGCCAACUCUGCAGAGCCUAUUUUCUCAGUACCUCCAGACCAUGAGCGAGUACGGCAAGGACCUGGUGGAGAAGACCAAGGCCCCAGAGCUUCAGGCCCAGGCCAAGGCUUACUUCGAGAAGACGCAGGAGCAGCUGACACCCCUGGUCAAGAAGGCUGGAACAGACCUGCUUAACUUCUUGAACAAGUUCAUGGAUCUCAAAACACAGCCUGCCGCCAAGUGAGGUGUCCAGACCCUAUAACACUCACCAGCCAGGCCUAGAGCCCGUCUCUCUACUCACCCCUCUUUUCUAUAAUAAAUACUGAAGAAUCAAGCUGUGAGCCUGGUGUGUUUUAAGGACUGGGGGAGGUAGGAGAAGUGGGGGAGGAGCAGGAGGAAGGACAAAGAGAAAUAUGAUUCUGAUUCUAAAAGAAGAGGGACUUUGGUGUGGGGGUGGUGGAGAAAGGGUUAAAGAGACUAAUGGUAGAAACGACAGAGUGAGGAUGCCUGUGAUCCUUCAUUCUUUUCCAAACCCACGAAGUCUCUCUACAGGCCUGGGAACGGCUUCUGUCAUGGAGUCUAAAGAGUUUUGCAUUGAACAUGGAACCACGAAAGGAAUGAAGGGCUCACAAACCGAAUCCCUAGACUCCUAGGGGUCACAGGAAAUGAAGAUACCCCUCAGAAGUUCCUCUUUGCCAUUUUAUGAAGAGAAAGCUUCCAAGAAGUGAACCCACAGAUAUCACCCAAGAUCCUCCCUCCCCUUCUGAACUCUUCUGCGCUUCCCCUUCCCACAGUAAAAGGAAAGGCCUGGGUUUACUCUUCUCCCAAAAGGUGCCCUCAUUCCUCCACUUAAAACCUCUCAGCUAGACUCCCUGCCUGAUGAAGACCCAUUCCAAAUCCCUCCCCUGCUAGAACUGGCCUGGAACUAUUAGUUAUCAGUGGUCAUUUAGAGGCCUGACGUGUAUCCAACUUGGUAGAUAGGUGGGACUACAGAAACUCUGGGAGCUCAAUUAAAUCCAAAUGGAAUGGAAACCAGGCUAGAUUGAUGUGAGAAGGGUCACAAUCUCAAAAUGUAGGGCAAGGGAAGUGAAGCAUUUUCUGAUUAAAGCUUGCUCCCACUUUACCUUUAAGACAGCUGCUUCCCUGCUUUGGCUCAUUUCUCAUAUCUGAUCUGAAAUCACUAUUCCUCCACCCACUGGAGACAGCUCCAAUUACUUCCCUAUACUGACCAACCUCCUCAAUCUGGUCUUCAAGACUGUCAACAGUCAUGAUUACUUCCCUCCUCUUCUCUUUCCUAAUACCUUUUUUUGUGUGUGUGUGUGGCAAAAUGUCUGGGAACAAAGAGAUACUAGUCUGAAUCCCAGCUUUGUCACUUGCAAGGUGACCUUGGGCAGCUUAAUUAACUUCAAAGAGCCUGAAUUUCCUCACAGGGUUAGUGGGAUGAUCAAAUAGUACAAUGAGCUGGAAAAUACUUUGAAAAGUUUAAGUCACUAGGCAGUACAAGGUAUUGGCCAGCACUGGGGGUUGGCAGGGGUAAGCUUGUAGAUGCUAGACUCAUUCUGACAGGGCUCCUGGGUCAGAGGCAGGACUGGCAGCAUCUGAUGGGGUUCAGAUACUUCUAGGCCAUCCUGCCUCCUAGCAGAGCUGGGAACAGGACAGGCACUGACCAGAGGGGUUCCCUGGCCACCUGCCCAGGUGCUCAGAAUUGACAUCCCAUCUGGAUCGGACUUGUUCCCCUUUACCUCACCCAGCCCCAUCCCUGUCUGGCCUUCUAAGGCCCCUCUUGCCCCAGGGUCUGCUGAAAAAUCACUGUUCCCAUAAAAACUUUUAUUAGGAGCUUCACACAUCCCUCGUCACACCAUCUAUCCUGCAUGUUCGCUUUUUCAUCUAUGCUAAUUCCCGUAUGCAUGUACAUUGUGAGCUGUCCUCACACUGCUCCCCGAAGUCCAUUCUAACCUGGGUUGGUGACUACUUAGGGAACGCAGCCAGACUCCCUCACAGCCCAACCUUGGUUUAAUUGCCAAACACAGAAGGCCAACCUGGGCAUAGAAAUCAUUUUUUAAGUUAUCUAAUGUCUUCAAAAAAACCUAGGUGGUGCAAAUGAUUAACACACUCAGCUAACUGUUGACUAAAAGGUUGGAGGUCCAAGUCCACCCAGAGGCUCCUUGGAAGAAAGAACUAUAGAUCUACUUCCAAAAAAAUCAGCCUUUGAAAACCCUGUGGAGCACAGCCCUACUCUGACACACAUGGGGUCUCUGUGAGUCAGAAUCAACUGGGUUUUAAUAUCUCCAAAUGUGCCUAGACUCUCAACACAUCACUGCCUGUGCCAGCUCCAUCCCAGGUCACCUGGGGAGUUGAGAGUCUUGCCCCUCCCCCAGCCACAGUCAACAUUCAUCCCUCAUUCAAACAAAAUAGCCCAGAAGUCCAUUAGCCUAUGAGCUCUGUGAAGUCAGGAACUGAGUCUGCUCUACUCAGAAUUGUAUCUUCGGAUUGAAACAGCAAAUUUUUCAUGAUACGUAUUUUCCCACAUUAAAAAAAAAAAAAAAAAAAAGUAGAUGCGUGUAGUAAGAAACAAAUCUGUAUCUUCAGUGUCCAGCCUACGGCUUGGUAGAGGAUGAAUGAAUAUAUGGGAAAUGAAUAAAUGAAUAGAACCCAGAC